AUGCACAUAACCGGCCACCGUGACGCCCCUCCUGCAAAAGUGGGCGUUGCAGUCACGGAUCUUACCACAGGCCUCUACACAUCCAACUCUAUCCUCGCUUCCCUGAUCCAACGAGGCAUCACCGGUAAAGGCCAAUGGAUCGACGUCUCGCUAUCAGACUGCCAAGUCGCCACCCUCUCCAACCUCGCCUCUUCACACCUCAUCAGCGGAAAACCAGACUCUGGACGCUGGGGCACGGCUCACCCUUCCAUUGUUCCCUACAAAGGCUUUGAGACUCAAGACGGCAGUAUCAUGUUGGGUGGCGGCAACGAUCGACUAUUCGGUGUGCUGUGUGAUCGCCUGCAAAAGAGCGAGUGGAAAGGCGACCCCAAAUUUGUUACCAAUGCAGAUCGAGUCCAAAACAGAGAUUUGCUGGAAGAGCUCAUCACCACAGUCACCAAAACAAAGAGUACGCAGCAGUGGUUGGACGUCUUUGAGGGCAGUGGGAUGCCAUAUGCAGCUGUCAAUGACAUUGCAGGCACCAUGAAGCACGAACAUGGUAAGUACUUCUUCCACCAAUAUCCCACAGCUCCGUUUUUCCUGUGUUUUGCUGACAAACAAUAUCAAUCAGUAUUGGCAAGAGACAUGGUCAAAACUGUCGAGCACCCUACCUGCGGACCCAUCAAACUCGUCAACACGCCAGUCAAGUUUUCGGAAAGUACACCGAGCAUCCGGUCUGCACCGCCGACUUUGGGACAGCAUACGAGUGAGGUCUUGUUGGAGUUGGGGUAUACCGAGAAGCAGGUCCAGGAAUUUAAAAGUCAGGGUGUGGUCUCGUGA
Aureobasidium uvarum is the source of this 819-nucleotide messenger RNA. Lineage: Eukaryota; Fungi; Ascomycota; Dothideomycetes; Dothideales; Saccotheciaceae. The record is from the annotation of a GenBank genome assembly.